AUGCAGUCUUCCCUGUCUUUGCUCCACCUUAUCAGCCUGCUUCUUUACGCUGCGAUUCGGACCACAGGCCAAUCUACAACCUCGCUGUUCGUCCCUGUGGAGUACCCUUUGAACUCUUUUUCGGCAUCUGUCGUUGGCAAUGAUGCAUCGGCAACCACCUUCGUGUUCGACUGCGCCACUGAUAAAUCCUGCGGGCCAGUCACAGUGAUCCAAGGUCCUUCGACCGCCAUCUUCACAGAAGCAGAUCAGCCAAUCACAACCGUGUGGAAGUGUGAGUUUACACCAUCGAUACCGACCGCGACUUGUCUCGUCACGUCGACAUCUCCAGGCUACAGCUUUGCUGGCACCAGCACCUCUUUCUACCCAUCGGAGUCGCCAGACGCGUUCCCCACCUAUCUGGUGGAAAUUACGGCAGGCUCCGUCAAUCUAGCAACGAUUUCAGCAACGACUUCAUCCAUGGUGGACAUGGCAGCUGUGUCCGCAUCAAUACCUGCGAUUACUUCUGACCUGCUUUCCCCUUCGUUUCGCGGCUCAAUGGAUGGUUCAGCGGACGCUACGAGCACUGCGGACUCGAGUGCAACAAGUCCGACUGCCACUGGAACGACAACAUCGGUUGCUGGUCUUUCUAGCUCAAGCGCCGUUCUGACAAGCACAGAAUCUUCGGCAACGAAUUCGGAAGCGUCUUCGAGCGGUGCAAUUGUGGGUCCCCAGAAGACUGGCACCGCAAGUUCUUCUAGAAGUCGAACGGAAACACUAAAAGCAUUAAUAUUCAUUCUAUCUGUACUCUUUGGUCUGUGA
Molecule: messenger RNA, 798 nt
Organism: Letharia columbiana
Lineage: Eukaryota; Fungi; Ascomycota; Lecanoromycetes; Lecanorales; Parmeliaceae
Exons: 3
Coding region: 1-798 (265 amino acids)
Source: RefSeq, a predicted model, not a curated record